Molecule: messenger RNA, 828 nt
Organism: Colletotrichum karsti
Lineage: Eukaryota; Fungi; Ascomycota; Sordariomycetes; Glomerellales; Glomerellaceae
Product: calcium binding modulator protein
Exons: 4
Coding region: 1-828 (275 amino acids)
Molecular function (GO): calcium ion binding
Source: RefSeq, a predicted model, not a curated record
AUGGCCUACAACAGACCUUACAACCCCGACGAACUCCCUAGGUUCGCGGAGCCCGAGCAGAAGGGCGGCCCUGCCCCAGCUCAGGCCCAGAGACCUCCUCAACAGCAGCCACGCUACGAGAGCAAGCCGCCUCCGCCCGUUCCCCGCGACGACUACCGCCGCCCCGACCCUCGCGACGACCGCCGACAUAGCCCCAAUCCUAUCUACGGCGCAACUUCUCCUCCUCCCACCGGCGGCCCCCGGCCGACUGCCAUGCAAAACCGCCCGCCCCCCAACUCGAGACCGCCUCCAUCUCCUGCCCCCGAAAUGGCCGACGGCGCCGACCCGACUCUUCUGCCUUUGUUCCGGGCUGUCGACAAAGACGGCACCGGCCAGCUUUCCGAGCGCGAGCUUAGCACAGCCCUCGUCAACGGUGACUGGACCGCCUUCGACCCCCAGACAGUGCGCAUGAUGAUUCGCAUGUUCGACUCCGACCGCAGCGGCACGAUUGGUUUCGCCGAAUUCUGCGGCCUGUGGUCCUUCCUCGCGUCCUGGCGCACCCUCUUUGACCGCUUCGACGCCGACCGUUCCGGCAACAUCUCGCUCCCCGAAUUCAGCAACGCUCUCGUCGCCUUCCGCUACCGCCUCAGCCCAGGCUUUGUUGAGCUGCUGUUCCGUACAUACGACAAGCGCAAUGAAGGUGUCAUGUCUUUUGACCUCUUCGUUCAGGCCUGUAUCUCUCUCAAGCGCAUGACGGACGUUUUCAAAAAGUACGACGAAGACCGCGAUGGAUACAUCACCCUCAGUUUCGAGGAUUUCUUGACCGAGAUUCUGAAGCAGCUCAAGUAG